This is a messenger RNA of Entrophospora sp. SA101, 615 nucleotides long. The record is from the annotation of a GenBank genome assembly. Lineage: Eukaryota; Fungi; Glomeromycota; Glomeromycetes; Entrophosporales; Entrophosporaceae.
AUGGGCGCUGAUUUGAGUCAUGUAUUAUGUCAUCCAUCAGCUUCGACAGCAAUAAAGGUAAAGAAAGAUGACGAGGAGCUAUUCUCCAGUGAUGAUGACAAUUCAAAACUUAAAGAAAAUGUCAUGGAAAAAAUAAAUUCACUUUCAUUAUCAAGAUUUCAUGUUAUAGUUGUUGGACCUGGAUUAUCAAGAGAUAAAAUAAUGUUUGAAUGUGCCAAAAGUGUUAUUUUGAAAGCCAAGAAAGAUAAUUUACCAAUAGUUAUUGAUGCGGAUGCAUUAACGUUGGUUCAGAGUCAACCAGAACUUAUUAAAAAUUAUUCUCGGGCAGUUUUGACACCGAAUGUUAAUGAAUUUAAAAGAUUCUGUGAAAAAAUGGAUAUCGGUAUAAGCGAUGACGAUAAAGAAUAUGCAAUUAAGAAAUUAAGUUUGGCUUUGGGAGGUGUUACUAUCAUACAAAAAGGGCAUAAUGAUUUGAUUUCUAAUGGCGAUAAAGUUUUCGUGGUUGAUAAUGAUGGUGGACUUAAAAGAUGCGGAGGUCAAGGUGACAUCUUAUCUGGUUUAGUUGGCACAUUUUUAUCAUGGGGUGCAUCAUACAAAAACAAAUUAUGGGAGUAA